Messenger RNA from Girardinichthys multiradiatus, 315 nucleotides. RefSeq names its product bromodomain-containing protein DDB_G0280777-like. The transcript has a single exon. The annotation marks the transcript as partial. Lineage: Eukaryota; Metazoa; Chordata; Actinopteri; Cyprinodontiformes; Goodeidae. The record is from RefSeq and is a predicted model, not a curated record.
GAGCUCCAGAAGCCCGAAGAGCUCCAGAACCUCGAAGAGCUCCAGAAGCCCGAAGAGCUCCAGAACCUCGAAGAGCUCCAGAAGCCCGAAGAGCUCCAGAAGCCCGAAGAGCUCCAGAACCUCGAAGAGCUCCAGAAGCCCAAAGAGCUCCAGAACCUCGAAGAGCUCCAGAAGCCCAAAGAGCUCCAGAAGCCUGAAGAGCUCCAGAAGCCCAAAGAGCUCCAGAACCCUGAAGAGCUCCAGAACCCUGAAGAGCUCCAGAAGCCUGAAGAGCUCCAGAAGCCCAAAGAGCUCCAGAACCCUGAAGAGCUCUAG